AUGUUGUGCUAUACGUAUGGUGGGUCGAGGAGAAUUAUGCGUGGGGCGUGCGCGUGCGCGGUGGUGUGCGCGUUGGUCGCGUUGUGCGCGGGCGCGGGACUCGACGAGGCGACACGCGCCGCGGCCGAGCGGCAGCUGCUGUCCCUGCUGGGGCUCCCGCGCCGGCCAGCGCGCCGCCUCGCGCCGCAGCCGCCAGUGCCCCGCGCCCUGCGCCUGCUCUACGCCGGCGGCACCAUCCCCGCCGCCGCCGCCAACACAGCGCGCUCCUACCAUCACACUCCCACCGACCUCGAUCGACGCUUCCCCGCGGAACACCGCUUUCGGCUGUACUUCAACCUGAGCGCGGUUCCGGCGGACGAGGUCGCGCGGGGCGCCGAACUCACCUUUCAAAGAGCGCCCGAAGCGGUUGGCGAACAGAGGCUCCUGCUCUACGACAUCGUUCGACCCGGCCGCCGCGGCAAAACCGAGCCCGUUCUUCGGCUCCUAGACUCUGUGCUUCUGAGGCCCGACGAGGGUACCAUCAAAGCGGACGCGUUGGGUGCCGCGCGUCGAUGGCUCACGGAGCCGAGAGACAAUCAUGGACUACUAGUGCGUGUCAUAGACGAAAAAGAGCGAAAUACGAACGCUAAAGUGCCACAUGUGAGAGUGCGUAGACGUGCAUCGGAGGAUGAGGAGGAGUGGAACGCGGUACAGCCGCUGUUGCUGUUGUAUACUGAGGACGCGCGAGCGAGAGAAGCUCGGGAAAAGAGUGAGACUCGACUCACGAGAAACAAGAGAGCGACCCGAAGGGGGCACCGCUCGCAUCACCACCGCAAGGAGGCGCGCGAGAUCUGCCAGCGGCGGCCGCUGUAUGUGGAUUUCGCGGAGGUGGGUUGGAGCGACUGGAUCGUGGCUCCGCACGGGUAUGAUGCUUACUACUGCCAAGGAGACUGCCCGUUUCCUCUGGCAGACCACCUGAACGGGACAAACCAUGCCAUAGUACAAACUCUCGUUAACUCUGUGAACCCGGCGGCCGUGCCUAAGGCGUGUUGUGUGCCCACACAGCUCUCGCCUAUAUCUAUGCUUUACAUGGAUGAAGUUAACAAUGUGGUGCUCAAAAACUAUCAGGAUAUGAUGGUGGUGGGAUGUGGCUGCCGAUGACGAAGGAGCCCCCACGACCGGUGCGGACCUAGUGAUAAACUCGUGGACCCAGUGUACAUAUAGUAGUGGCCUCGAAAUUGUACAUAUAUAUGUGUGUAUAUAUUCGUGUAAUUAUUAUUUUAUUCAAACGAAAAUAUAAUAAAUCAUAUAAUUCUGAAA
Molecule: messenger RNA, 1299 nt
Organism: Chilo suppressalis (striped riceborer)
Lineage: Eukaryota; Metazoa; Arthropoda; Insecta; Lepidoptera; Crambidae
Source: the annotation of a GenBank genome assembly